AUGAAUCGAAAUGGCCUUGAAAAAAUUUGUAAUUAAGCUACAAAUUUUUGGAAAUAAUAAUUCAUUGCAUCAUCUAAAUAAGAUUAAGACAUAUCUACUAAUGCUGGAUCUAGCAUUUUAGAAGAAUAAUCUAUAUUUGAAAUAUCUGCCAAAAAAACUGAAAAAUAUCUCUUUCCUGAUAUAGAAAGGUUGAACUUAAAUAAAGAAAAAUGUGAGUAAGAAUUCACUAAAAGUAUAACAUAAAAAAAUCAACAAUUAGAAUAGGAAGAAAAUUAUGAAGCAGAAGCCAGUUGUUCAUAGUGUUCAGAAUGCUUGAGUAAAAGGAGAGAUAAAAAAAAAUCAAAAAUUAGAUCUUCUAAAUCAAGUAAACAUAUAAACUAUAUUUAAGCAAAAAAAAGGUUUACUAUAUCUGAAGAAGCAUUCAUUAUGGAAUAAUCAAGAAAUGGAAUUAGUUUUACUGAUAUAGCUUAAUAAAUUCCAGGUUCAACUGUGAAUUAAGUCAAACAUCAUCUCCUAAAAAAACUUAAAAUUUGUAGUAAAAAUAAAGAUUUUCAAGGAGAUAGUAUUGCAGAAAUAAUCUUAAAAAUCUAAUAAUUAUAGUAGUAAUAACUAAUAAUAUUUUAGAAAUGAGAAUUUAGAUAAUGAUAGUAAAAUUUAAGAACUCAGAUAACAUAUAUCUUUAAUAGAAAAUCAUUUGCAUCAAACUAAGCAAAUGAUACUUUAAAAGUAUAUGAUAUUGUUUCAAUAAUAAUGA
Molecule: messenger RNA, 754 nt
Organism: Paramecium pentaurelia
Lineage: Eukaryota; Ciliophora; Oligohymenophorea; Peniculida; Parameciidae
Source: the annotation of a GenBank genome assembly